Dichomitus squalens LYAD-421 SS1 is the source of this 616-nucleotide messenger RNA. RefSeq lists its product as uncharacterized. The record is from RefSeq and is a predicted model, not a curated record. NCBI's taxonomy places the organism in Eukaryota, Fungi, Basidiomycota, Agaricomycetes, Polyporales, Polyporaceae. The coding region runs from base 182 to 343 and encodes 53 amino acids. The transcript is spliced from 2 exons.
GGGAGGCUGCCCUUGCUCCUGUACAAGUCCAUCAUGUCAUUCAGCCAGGUGGAUUCCAUCUGGGGGAUCGACGCUACCUGACAUGCUUUCGGCUUCCACAUUGCCCGCCAUCCGGAAUCCACUGCGCUGCCUGACCGACGGAAUCCAGGUGGUCGCCAGGUAAUCUUCAUCGAAUCGUCCAAUGGAUCUCAGCGGGCGUCGAGACCACCUGGAUCCCAAGCGCGGGAUGUAUGUGCACCUUGAUAUGUGGUAUCUGCUCGUCACCUGGUAUCUUCGUUGGGAUCACCGUAACGGGAUCGCUCGCGCACUAGAGGGAGCCAUGGCUGGGGAGGCCGCACCUUGAAAGUCCAGGUUACUAGCUGCCUCUGCUAUCGCACCGCAGGCGUCCCAAGACGGUCAUCCGCGAUGGCGCUACAUAGGAGCGGGUACCGUCUUGUGCUAUAAGUUUCGGCAGAAUCGCUCCCAUUUGAUAAAUGUAGGAUCUUAGACGACAAGGACUGCAGCUGCCAUAGCCGUUGGUGAUUUGACCUCUACUAGGACCUGUCGAUAGGAUGCUGGAGACUUGACUGUAUUCGAUAGUUCUUGCUAUGUACCACGUCAGAUCCCUUCGCCAGGU